Messenger RNA from Cataglyphis hispanica, 1183 nucleotides. RefSeq lists its product as uncharacterized. The transcript has 6 exons. Bases 243 to 905 code for a protein of 220 amino acids. Lineage: Eukaryota; Metazoa; Arthropoda; Insecta; Hymenoptera; Formicidae. The record is from RefSeq and is a predicted model, not a curated record.
UCUCCUACCGACUCUCUCUACGUUUCACUUUCAUCUAAGUGUGAACGGAAUCGCGUCGAUUUUCAUUGUGGCGAGUUUUUUCUUUACUUUAUAAUUAAUCUAGCCAGUUUAACAUGAUUAUUCAAUAAUAUUGUUUGAAAAAAGACUAUCUCUCGAACAUGUAAUAUCCAUGAAAACUAAGUCAUGCAUUGAUUGAACACAUAAACGAUUGGCACAUAUGCAGGAAUUUCUCUUUCAAAACAAUGACAACGAUAGUGAAAACUGUAGUCAUGCGGAUACUGCUUUUGCUCAUUUUCUAUGAAAAUGCAACAAGUUUAAUUAUACCAGAAGAGCUGCCGACCAUACUGAGUUUGAUUUAUUCGAAUAUAGCACCCAUAAAGAAAGGAACCGAUUCCAGACUUGGUGUAGGUUUUCGAUUAGGUGAACAUGCGGAUUUUCAGAUCCUCAUUGAGUUGGGUCCACAAACUGAGACAGAUGAGAUAGGUACAUCUAACGAUGCUAAAAAACGACGUGACGUGAUGUUUGAUGCCGCGAUGAGAGGAGAGCUAGGAUCAUUGGCUCAACAAAUAGCCAAAUAUCAAAUGAAACGUAGAAUCGAAAAAGAAAUGGAUAAAUUUAAAGCAAUGGACGUGAAAUUUAAAAAGAAUCAAACGGAAAAAAAACAGGACGAUGAAAAUAUUGUCUUUAAUAAUUGGUUAACAAAAUGGAGGGAAGAAAUAUCACAAUCAUCAGAGAAUAAUAUUCCAUUAAAUUCAGAGCAAAACAAAGAUGGAAAAAUAAUUCAACAAAGAAUAAUUCAACAAGGAAAACCACCAGCUAAAUCUGAUAUUCAAAAAGAUAAAUUCGAAGAAUUAUUAAAAUUAUAUAAGCUACAAAAUAUGGAUAACAAGGAAAUUUCGUCAUAAAUCAGAUAUUGAUACAAACUGUUUUCGCGAUUAUUAUAUUUGUCUAUCUAAUUAAUUUCUUUCUUUUCUUACAAUGAUAGAUAAUAUUAUAAUACAUACGUAUACAUAUAAUAAAAUUUACAAUGAAUAUGUUCUUUUAAAUAAAGUCUUAUAUAUACAGGGUGUUCGGAGUCAAUCGCAUCACCCGUCGUGUGCAGGUAGAGCAGAUGAAACUGAGAAGAAAAGUCCUGUAUCAUUUUUUUCUAUAACGCUUAAUAAAAGAGUUAUUAUUGAGUGAA